CGGCGCUGAGGCGGCGGCGGGGGCGCUGCCCGCUCUGCGGACGGGCGGCCUCGGGCCUCCCCGAGGGCACCAUGGAGGUGAAUGCGGGAGGAGUGAUUGCCUACAUCAGCUCGUCCAGCUCAGCGUCCAGCCCAGCCUCUUGCCACAGCGAGGGCUCCGAGAGUAGCUUCCAGUCCGCGUCCUCUUCUGUCCCGUCUUCUCCAAACAGCACUCAUUCUGAUAGCAAUGGGAACCCCAAAAACGGCGAUCUGUCCAGCAUUGAAGGCAUCCUGAAGAAUGAUCGAAUAGAUUGUUCUAUGAAAACCAGCAAAUCGAGCGCCCCUGGGGUGACAAAGAGUCACAGUGGAGUGACAAAAUUCAGUGGCAUGGUUCUGCUGUGUAAAGUCUGUGGGGACGUGGCCUCAGGAUUCCACUACGGCGUUCAUGCUUGUGAAGGCUGUAAGGGUUUUUUCCGGAGAAGCAUUCAGCAAAACAUUCAGUACAAGAAGUGCCUGAAGAAUGAAAACUGCUCUAUAAUGAGGAUGAAUAGGAACAGAUGCCAGCAGUGUCGCUUCAAGAAGUGUCUGUCUGUUGGAAUGUCGAGAGAUGCCGUGCGGUUUGGGCGCAUUCCUAAGCGCGAAAAACAGCGGAUGCUGAGCGAGAUGCAGAGUGCGAUGAGGACCAUGAUGGACAGCCAGCUCAGUGGCCGUUUGCACAGUGACCCUUUAGCAGACCAUCAUGAGCAGAUCGCCUUGCCAGCCCAGGAACAACCGCGACCCAAACCCCAGCUGGAGCCAGACAGCAGCAAAAGCUCUUCUCCCUCCUCCUCCGAUUUCGCGAAGGAGGAAGUGAUCGGCAUGGUAACCAGAGCGCACAAGGACACCUUCAUGUAUAAUCAGGAGCCGCGCGGAAGCUCAGCGGGGACCGCGGUGCCGCCGCGAGAGCGGCUCGCCAAGAACCUGGAGCAGUACGGCGGGAACCACGAGCCCUGUGUGGGCGGGCCGCACGGCAGCUUCCCCUGUGCCGAGAGCGCGCAGCAUCUCGGCGGACACUACAAGGGCCGGAGCGGCGUGCACUACCCUGGCGGGCACGGCGUCUGUGUCGCCGGCGGACACUGCGUGAGCUUCUCCGGCGCCUAUACUCAGCGAGUGUGUGAUAGAGUUUCCAUAGAUGGGUUUUCUCAGAAUGAGAACAAGAACGGUUUCCUGUGCAACACUGGAGCGAGAAUGCACCUGGUUUGUCCAAUGAGUAAGUCUCCGUACGUAGAUCCUCAUAAAUCGGGGCAUGAAAUCUGGGAAGAAUUUUCCAUGAGCUUCACCCCAGCAGUAAAGGAAGUGGUGGAGUUUGCAAAGCGCAUCCCUGGGUUCAGAGAUCUCUCGCAGCACGACCAGGUCAACCUUUUAAAGGCUGGGACUUUUGAGGUUUUAAUGGUACGGUUUGCAUCACUGUUUGAUGCAAAGGAACGCACUGUCACCUUUUUAAGUGGAAAGAAGUAUAGUGUGGAUGACUUGCACUCCAUGGGAGCAGGGGAUCUGCUAAACUCUAUGUUUGAAUUUAGUGAGAAGCUAAAUGCCCUCCAACUUAGUGAUGAAGAGAUGAGUCUGUUUACGGCAGUUGUCCUGGUCUCUGCAGAUCGAUCGGGGAUAGAAAACGUCAACUCCGUGGAGGCUUUGCAGGAAACGCUCAUCCGCGCGCUAAGGACCUUAAUAAUGAAAAACCACCCGAACGAGGCCUCUAUUUUUACAAAACUUCUCCUAAAGUUGCCAGAUCUUCGCUCUUUAAACAACAUGCACUCUGAGGAGCUCCUGGCCUUUAAAGUUCACCCCUAAGGCCUUCGCUGACUCGGACACGACGCAGGCCACCUGCACAUUUCGUGCUGGAACGCCGAUCGCUCUGUGCGUGCGGUCCGCGGCGGUG
Molecule: messenger RNA, 1896 nt
Organism: Budorcas taxicolor (takin)
Lineage: Eukaryota; Metazoa; Chordata; Mammalia; Artiodactyla; Bovidae
Gene: NR1D2
Product: nuclear receptor subfamily 1 group D member 2
Exons: 8
Coding region: 72-1808 (578 amino acids)
Biological process (GO): cell differentiation; positive regulation of transcription by RNA polymerase II; hormone-mediated signaling pathway
Molecular function (GO): RNA polymerase II cis-regulatory region sequence-specific DNA binding; nuclear receptor activity; zinc ion binding
Source: RefSeq, a predicted model, not a curated record